UAUCCAGGAUCAGUUAUCGAAAUUUCAGCAAGAUGAAGCUUGCUCUAAGUUUGAUCGUAAGUUCAUUGACGUUAACGUUUGCCUUUCCGUCCGAUCUAUUCUACAGCACAGCAGAUGCUAGCGCUACAGCAAGUGCAGCGAGCAACACGAAGGGUGGAUACGAUAAAUACAGUAGAUAUGGUGGAUACGGUAUUUCUUUUAGCGACGCCAAUGCACAUGCUGUGAGCAAUUCGUACGGACAUAAAGGGGAUGCUGCUACUUACAGUCAAGCAAACGCCGCCGCUAAUGCGUUAGCAACGACGCAGGAAAAAGGAAUAUCCUCUGCGCAAAGUGAAGCCAGUGCCAGCGCUUCUUCUACAAGCGGUGCAUAUGGAAAUUAUGGACAUGCACAUAACGCCGCACAAUCUGAAGCAAUCACUAAAACAAUAAACAAUGGACACGCACAAGCUGCAAGCAGUGCAAACGCAGCAACCGGGGUAUAUGGGAUACACAAAGGAAAUUUCAAUGCUAACGCGCAUAGUGCAGCAAAUGCUAAUGCCAUAAGUAUUGGCAAAAACGGAUACAGCGAAGCGGCUGCCCAUAGUAAAGCUAGUGCAGAGACGAAUAAUCAUUAUAGAUAUGGAUAUAAGAACGGAUACAACAAAUAUGGUUACGAUGGAAUAUAUGAUAGACAUAAGUAUCAUAAUUAUCAUAAUUAUCAUAAUUAUCAUAAUUACAAAUAUGGUAGAAAUCAUAAAUACAAAUUAUAUCCAUUGGAAAAGUCCGAAAAAAUAUAUAUUAUAAAAUCUCCAUAUACCGCAACUAAAAGAGUACCACCGUAUCAUAACUCCCCUUACAUAUCAGCCAUAGACGAUGCUGAUAAUAUAAAACACGGACUAAAAUGGAACGACGGAAUUAACAAAUACAAGGUAAACGGCCUCAAAACAUGGUAUAACAAGGACGAAAAAUAUAACAAAUACGGUUCAUACGAACUUGGCACUUCACAAGCAACAUCUAGCGCAACCGCUAUCGGAGGGACACACGAAAAGGGAGGUAAAGGUUCUGUAGCUGCAGCUACGUCGAGUGCCAAUGCGAUUGUUAGUGGAUCACAUGGACACGAAGUGGCAGGAGCUACAGCAAAUGCAGCAGCUAGCGCGAAUACUAUAAAUGGAUGGUACGGAGGCAAAGACAAAUCUUCACUCGCAGCUGCAUCUGCCACCUCGUCAGCUACAAGUCAAAUAUAUGGCCACAAAGGCGCAAGUGCGGCGGCACAAGCAGCAUCUAGCGCGACAGCUGUUGGAGGGACACAUGAAAAGGGAGGUAAAGGCUCUGUAGCUGCAGCUACGUCGAGUGCCAAUGCGAUUGUUAGUGGAUCACAUGGACACGAAGUGGCAGGAGCUACAGCAAAUGCAGCAGCUAGCGCGAAUACUAUAAAUGGAUGGUACGGAGGGAAAGACAAAUCUUCACUCGCAGCUGCAUCUGCCACCUCGUCAGCUACAAGUCAAAUACAUGACCACAAAGGCGCAAGUGCGGUGGCACAAGCAACAUCUAGCGCGACCGCUGUUGGGGGAACACACGAAAAAGGAGGUAAAGGUUCUGUAGCUGCAGCUACGUCGAGUGCCAAUGCGAUUGUUAGUGGAUCACAUGGACACGAAGUGGCAGGAGCUACAGCAAAUGCAGCAGCUAGCGCGAAUACUAUAAAUGGAUGGUACGGAGGGAAAGACAAAUCUUCACUCGCAGCUGCAUCUGCCACCUCGUCAGCUACAAGUCAAAUACAUGACCACAAAGGCGCAAGUGCGGUGGCACAAGCAACAUCUAGCGCGACCGCUGUUGGGGGAACACACGAAAAAGGAGGUAAAGGUUCUGUAGCUGCAGCUACGUCGAGUGCCAAUGCGAUUGUUAGUGGAUCACAUGGACACGAAGUGGCAGGAGCUACAGCAAAUGCAGCAGCUAGCGCGAAUACUAUAAAUGGAUGGUACGGAGGGAAAGACAAAUCUUCACUCGCAGCUGCAUCUGCCACCUCGUCAGCUACAAGUCAAAUACAUGACCACAAAGGCGCAAGUGCGGUGGCACAAGCAACAUCUAGCGCGACCGCUGUUGGGGGAACACACGAAAAAGGAGGUAAAGGUUCUGUAGCUGCAGCUACGUCGAGUGCCAAUGCGAUUGUUAGUGGAUCACAUGGACACGAAGUGGCAGGAGCUACAGCAAAUGCAGCAGCUAGCGCGAAUACUAUAAAUGGAUGGUACGGAGGGAAAGACAAAUCUUCACUCGCAGCUGCAUCUGCCACCUCGUCAGCUACAAGUCAAAUACAUGGCCACAAAGGCGCAAGUGCGGCGGCACAAGCAACAUCUAGCGCGACCGCUGUUGGGGGAACACACGAAAAAGGAGGUAAAGGUUCUGUAGCUGCAGCUACGUCGAGUGCCAAUGCGAUUGUUAGUGGAUCACAUGGACACGAAGUGGCAGGAGCUACAGCAAAUGCAGCAGCUAGCGCGAAUACUAUAAAUGGAUGGUACGGAGGGAAAGACAAAUCUUCACUCGCAGCUGCAUCUGCCACCUCGUCAGCUACAAGUCAAAUACAUGGCCACAAAGGCGCAAGUGCGGCGGCACAAGCAACAUCUAGCGCGACCGCUGUUGGGGGAACACACGAAAAAGGAGGUAAAGGUUCUGUAGCUGCAGCUACGUCGAGUGCCAAUGCGAUUGUUAGUGGAUCACAUGGACACGAAGUGGCAGGAGCUACAGCAAAUGCAGCAGCUAGCGCGAAUACUAUAAAUGGAUGGUACGGAGGGAAAGACAAAUCUUCACUCGCAGCUGCAUCUGCCACCUCGUCAGCUACAAGUCAAAUACAUGGCCACAAAGGCGCAAGUGCGGCGGCACAAGCAACAUCUAGCGCGACCGCUGUUGGGGGAACACACGAAAAAGGAGGUAAAGGUUCUGUAGCUGCAGCUACGUCGAGUGCCAAUGCGAUUGUUAGUGGAUCACAUGGACACGAAGUGGCAGGAGCUACAGCAAAUGCAGCAGCUAGCGCGAAUACUAUAAAUGGAUGGUACGGAGGGAAAGACAAAUCUUCACUCGCAGCUGCAUCUGCCACCUCGUCAGCUACAAGUCAAAUACAUGGCCACAAAGGCGCAAGUGCGGCGGCACAAGCAACAUCUAGCGCGACCGCUGUUGGGGGAACACACGAAAAAGGAGGUAAAGGUUCUGUAGCUGCAGCUACGUCGAGUGCCAAUGCGAUUGUUAGUGGAUCACAUGGACACGAAGUGGCAGGAGCUACAGCAAAUGCAGCAGCUAGCGCGAAUACUAUAAAUGGAUGGUACGGAGGGAAAGACAAAUCUUCACUCGCAGCUGCAUCUGCCACCUCGUCAGCUACAAGUCAAAUACAUGGCCACAAAGGCGCAAGUGCGGCGGCACAAGCAACAUCUAGCGCGACCGCUGUUGGGGGAACACACGAAAAAGGAGGUAAAGGUUCUGUAGCUGCAGCUACGUCGAGUGCCAAUGCGAUUGUUAGUGGAUCACAUGGACACGAAGUGGCAGGAGCUACAGCAAAUGCAGCAGCUAGCGCGAAUACUAUAAAUGGAUGGUACGGAGGGAAAGACAAAUCUUCACUCGCAGCUGCAUCUGCCACCUCGUCAGCUACAAGUCAAAUACAUGGCCACAAAGGCGCAAGUGCGGCGGCACAAGCAACAUCUAGCGCGACCGCUGUUGGGGGAACACACGAAAAAGGAGGUAAAGGUUCUGUAGCUGCAGCUACGUCGAGUGCCAAUGCGAUUGUUAGUGGAUCACAUGGACACGAAGUGGCAGGAGCUACAGCAAAUGCAGCAGCUAGCGCGAAUACUAUAAAUGGAUGGUACGGAGGGAAAGACAAAUCUUCACUCGCAGCUGCAUCUGCCACCUCGUCAGCUACAAGUCAAAUAUACGGCCACAAAGGCGCAAGUGCGGCGGCACAAGCAGCAUCUAGCGCGACAGCUGUUGGAGGGACACAUGAAAAGGGAGGUAAAGGCUCUGUAGCUGCAGCUACGUCGAGUGCCAAUGCGAUUGUUAGUGGAUCACAUGGACACGAAGUGGCAGGAGCUACAGCAAAUGCAGCAGCUAGCGCGAAUACUAUAAAUGGAUGGUACGGAGGGAAAGACAAAUCUUCACUCGCAGCUGCAUCUGCCACCUCGUCAGCUACAAGUCAAAUACAUGGCCACAAAGGCGCAAGUGCGGCGGCACAAGCAACAUCUAGCGCGACCGCUGUUGGGGGAACACACGAAAAAGGAGGUAAAGGUUCUGUAGCUGCAGCUACGUCGAGUGCCAAUGCGAUUGUUAGUGGAUCACAUGGACACGAAGUGGCAGGAGCUACAGCAAAUGCAGCAGCUAGCGCGAAUACUAUAAAUGGAUGGUACGGAGGGAAAGACAAAUCUUCACUCGCAGCUGCAUCUGCCACCUCGUCAGCUACAAGUCAAAUACAUGGCCACAAAGGCGCAAGUGCGGCGGCACAAGCAACAUCUAGCGCGACCGCUGUUGGGGGAACACACGAAAAAGGAGGUAAAGGUUCUGUAGCUGCAGCUACGUCGAGUGCCAAUGCGAUUGUUAGUGGAUCACAUGGACACGAAGUGGCAGGAGCUACAGCAAAUGCAGCAGCUAGCGCGAAUACUAUAAAUGGAUGGUACGGAGGGAAAGACAAAUCUUCACUCGCAGCUGCAUCUGCCACCUCGUCAGCUACAAGUCAAAUACAUGACCACAAAGGCGCAAGUGCGGUGGCACAAGCAACAUCUAGCGCGACCGCUGUUGGGGGAACACACGAAAAAGGAGGUAAAGGUUCUGUAGCUGCAGCUACGUCGAGUGCCAAUGCGAUUGUUAGUGGAUCACAUGGACACGAAGUGGCAGGAGCUACAGCAAAUGCAGCAGCUAGCGCGAAUACUAUAAAUGGAUGGUACGGAGGGAAAGACAAAUCUUCACUCGCAGCUGCAUCUGCCACCUCGUCAGCUACAAGUCAAAUACAUGGCCACAAAGGCGCAAGUGCGGCGGCACAAGCAACAUCUAGCGCGACCGCUGUUGGGGGAACACACGAAAAAGGAGGUAAAGGUUCUGUAGCUGCAGCUACGUCGAGUGCCAAUGCGAUUGUUAGUGGAUCACAUGGACACGAAGUGGCAGGAGCUACAGCAAAUGCAGCAGCUAGCGCGAAUACUAUAAAUGGAUGGUACGGAGGGAAAGACAAAUCUUCACUCGCAGCUGCAUCUGCCACCUCGUCAGCUACAAGUCAAAUAUACGGCCACAAAGGCGCAACUGCGGCGGCACAAGCAGCAUCUAGCGCGACCGCUGUUGGGGAAACACACGAAAAGGGAGGUAAAGGCUCUGUAGCUGCAGCUACGUCGAGUUCCAAUGCGAUUGUAAGUGGAUCACAUGGAAACGAAGUGGCAGGAGCUGCAGCAAAUGCAGUAGCUAGCGCGAAUACAUUAAAUGGAUGGUACGGAGGGAAAGACAAAUCUUCACUCGCAGCUGCAUCUGCCAUUUCGUCAGCUACAAGUCAAAUACACGGCCACAAAGGCGCAAGUGCGGCGGCACAAGCAGCAUCUAGCGCGACCGCUGUUGGGGAAACACACGAAAAGGGAGGUAAAGGCUCUGUAGCUGCAGCUACGUCGAGUUCCAAUGCGAUUGUAAGUGGAUCACAUGGAAACGAAGUGGCAGGAGCUGCAGCAAAUGCAGUAGCUAGCGCGAAUACAUUAAAUGGAUGGUACGGAGGGAAAGACAAAUCUUCACUCGCAGCUGCAUCUGCCAUCUCGUCAGCUACAAGUCAAAUACACGGCCACAAAGGCGCAAGUGCGGCGGCACAAGCAGCAUCUAGCGCUAGCGCUUUUGGAGGGGCAUGCGGAAUGAACGGUGAAGCUGGAGCUACAUCCAGUGCAAAUGCAUUUACUAGUGGAUGCGGAAAGAAAGAAUUGGGCACUGCUAAUAGUCAGGCAAUUGCAAAUAUAUUAAGUUCUUCAUAUGUUCGGAGGAAAAGAAGAGGAAUCAGUGAGACUUUGGCUGCAGCUGGGAGCAGUGCGUUUGCUAUGACUGAAGAACAGAAGGGACUUGUUCAAAAUAUAGCUGACAGUACAUCCAAUGCUGUAAUUAUGAAAAAGGGACAUUGAAUUUUGUAAUGUUUGUAAUUGUCUUUUAUAUCAUAAUAGUUUGCUGUUUUUAAAACCUAUUAUUUUCUAUUAGGUAUAGUUUUUUGUUUGGUGGAUGGUAGUUAAAUUAGACGCGUACUGUAGAAUAACCCAUUAUCGAAUAUGUCUUCUUAUUGAAUAACCCAUUGGCUGAAUAUGUCUACGCUAUUGUAACUAAUUUUAAUGCAAUUUUCAAACAUUUAAUAUUAUAUCGUUAAGGAGAAUUGCUGUACAAAAAUAGCAUUAUGCAUUUAAAGACAAAGUAAGCUAACGGAUUCUAUAUAUUAUUGAUAUUUUCCAAAAUUUUGGUUUUUUCGAUAAACAUUACUAUUUAAUAAAUAAUAACAACAAAUCUGCUUUAAUAAUAUAAUUCAAUUGGCUCGUUAUUUCCAAACUCAUACGUAUUACAUCUCUGUUGUUUAAGCUACUUUUUUCUUUAACCAUAAACGUCUGUAUAGCUUGUUGCUUACUUAUAGUUAGCUUACGUUGAUACUAGCAACAACGGAUACAUUUGAUUUCCAUUAUUUUACAUUAGUUCAGAAAGAUAUUAUUCAACUAUAUAUGGUUUUUGCAUCAUGUCUGUAUAUAUUUAUUAUCAACUUUAUAAUUUUGUUAUUUACGUAGCACUAAAUGUGUAUGCGAAACUUGCCUGAUUCACUAAACACGCGUGCUGUAUAGAGCACAUUUUACACUUAAAAAUGUAAAUGUGUUGAAUUUAAAAAUCUUACAAUCGCUGAAAUUUACCAUAUUACGCUGCUUUAGAUGUUCAUCAUAUGUUGUGCACAGACUAGUAAAUUAUUAUCGCGGUUAUUUAUAUUCGCUAAAGAAAUUUAGCAUUAUUAAAUUACCACAAUAACACGAAUUCUCGUUAAUAAUAAUAUGUAACACGGUAUUCGCUUGUAUAUUUUGCUACAAAUCGUAUUAUGUCACAUGAAGAACCGAAAAAAUGGUUCUGUUCUAGGUAGUCUUAUAUUUAUCUUUGUAAAGUAUUGCUGCGCGCAUCGAUAACGUGUUAUUAAAUAAAUUUCGAUAGCUUUUUA
Messenger RNA from Odontomachus brunneus, 7150 nucleotides. Its product is annotated as platelet binding protein GspB-like. Bases 33 to 6092 code for a protein of 2019 amino acids. The record is from RefSeq and is a predicted model, not a curated record. NCBI's taxonomy places the organism in Eukaryota, Metazoa, Arthropoda, Insecta, Hymenoptera, Formicidae. The transcript has 2 exons.